CCCAGCGCCACAUUCGGCGAUAACGUUUCCGUGACGUUUCCACUGUGCGACCAUGCGCUUAUGCUAGCAAUGGCGAGCGGCAAAAAGAGUGUGCCACUUUCCUCUUUGGCAGAUUAUGGCGAUGAUUCUGAGCCCGACUCCGAGCCGGAAUCAGAAGAAACAGCAGGCCGUGGUGGAGGUCUGGUGUCAGCCGGCUACGGUGACGAUGACUUGAGCCGAGUGGAGGACGCUGAUGACAAGGGGUCUGGAGAUGAGGACAGCGGGGAGAGUUCUCGAAACUCGGAAAUGGACGAAUCUGACGAGGGGAGGGACGCAGAUGAUGUUAAGGAGAUUUCAGAAGCCGAAAGAAAGGACCCCAAUGAGCUAGUUGCUCUUUUCUCAGAAAAGGUGAGGAACAUGUCACCCGAUGAGAUCAGGAUCCCCCCUGAGCCCCCUGGACGCUGUUCUAGCCACUUACAGGAGAAGAUCUACAAGCUGUACGAGAGGAAGCUCCAUGGAGAUUUUGACACAAACAGCCACAUCCAGAAAAAGAAAGAGUUCAGAAAUCCAAGUAUUUAUGAGAAGCUCAUUCAGUUCUGUGGAAUAGACGAACUGGGAACUAACUACCCAAAGGACAUGUUUGAUCCUCACGGCUGGUCGGAAGACUCUUAUUAUGAAGCUUUAGCCAAAGCCCAGAAAGUGGAGAUGGACAAACUGGAGAAAGCCAAGAAAGAGCGGACCAAGAUCGAGUUUGUGACGGGCACCAAGAAGGGCACCAACCCCUCCAGCACAGCAGCUUCCACCACCAGCACCACCACCACCACAGCCACAGCAGAGGCCCAGAAGAGGAAAAGUAAGUGGGACUCGGCGGUCCCCGUGACCCUGGCCCAGCCUGCCCUCCUCACCACCACAGCAACCCUGCCAGGGGUCGUCUCCGUGACAACCACCGCCAGCGGCACCAAGACCACCGUUAUCUCCGCGGUGGGCACCAUCCUAAAGAAGGCAAAGCAAUGAACUGAAGGACUGCACAGGGAAGAGAGUGUGUGUGUGUGUGUGUGUGUGUGUCAGUGAAUGAAUGAGAGAGUGACUGAGGAGCAGCUAUAAGACCUGUGUGUGAUUCUGUGUUCAUUAUAAAUGUCAAAAGCUGGUGAGGGAGCCACAGGGAGGGUGGCUGAUCGGAUGGGCAAUGUACAUUUUUAUAAUCAACCUUCAGUCGCCCUCUGCUACACAAAGACUGCUCCAAAGACCUGCUGCCUUCGAACUCUGGGAUUGUAUCUGCACCGUUGCAUCACGGAGCCGCGUCCAGUGUGAUGAACAUACUCGCGGACCCCUCUGAAAAUUCUUCAUCAGUGACAAUUGUUUACAGACUAAGCAAAUCGUGAUGCAUGCAGAUGUCAUGUUUUAUGAAGCGGGACUUUGAACACAUCGUCUGGCUAAGUGGGAAUCAACUCUGGCCACCUCUUGCCCACAGCUCCACAAUCGGCUUCUGUUGAAGCUAUGCAUUUGUCUGACCUGCAUUUUAGUUGUCUCUUUUUAUAUGUUAGCAACAGUUGUUAGAGUGAAACUGUUGAGGUGAUAGGGAAUAAGAGCCCAUUGUUGGUUGAAUGACUAGAAAGGCCCCAAACUGUUGUUAUGGUGCAGUAUUUUCACGGCUCUUACAGCAAAUAUGAUAUGUGAUAGCUGGACAUGUGCAAUUUGUUUCAGCUUUCAUUGUUUUCUUUGUUUUUCCAAUGGUUCAUCGAAAGACAUUUUUUUUUACACUUCUACAUAUAUCACUGAUAAAUAAAUGAAUUGGAUGCUGCCUUUUCAGUAGA
This is a messenger RNA of Myripristis murdjan (pinecone soldierfish), 1793 nucleotides long. It is a transcript of the gene sap30bp, whose product is annotated as SAP30 binding protein. Lineage: Eukaryota; Metazoa; Chordata; Actinopteri; Holocentriformes; Holocentridae. The coding region runs from base 61 to 993 and encodes 310 amino acids. The record is from RefSeq and is a predicted model, not a curated record. Gene Ontology annotation, cellular component: nucleus. Gene Ontology annotation, biological process: regulation of DNA-templated transcription. The transcript is spliced from 10 exons.